Salvelinus namaycush (lake trout) is the source of this 1129-nucleotide messenger RNA. RefSeq names its product smoothelin-like. Gene Ontology annotation, molecular function: protein binding. The record is from RefSeq and is a predicted model, not a curated record. Lineage: Eukaryota; Metazoa; Chordata; Actinopteri; Salmoniformes; Salmonidae. The coding region runs from base 15 to 824 and encodes 269 amino acids. Gene Ontology annotation, biological process: actin cytoskeleton organization. Gene Ontology annotation, cellular component: filamentous actin; microtubule organizing center. The transcript has 7 exons.
ACAGUAUAUUGGACAUGGAGGCGGGACCUGAUGAGGGACCAAUGAGGGCUGCGUCUGCCAAGACAACCCCCAGCGACACGUCGUCAGGCACACUGACCAGUCAGCAGCUAGCUGCUAUUGAGGAUGAAGAAGUCCUGAAUAAACUGUUGGAUAAGGCUGUGGAUUUUGAUGAAAGGCGAAUGAUCCGCGCUGCAUUGAGGGACCUGCUCAAGAAGAAGAGAGAGAAGCGAGAGAAAGAGCGGGGGUCACGGCAAGAUGACCUGAGACAGCAGGCUUUGAGUAAAGCAGGCACAGGACGAAUGGGAAUGAACAGAGGCCAGACCAGCAAUCACCAGCCUAAAUCCCACAUGCACAGCCAAUUUCCUGCAUCAACCACCAGCUCCUUGUCUAAGACAACUAGCAGCAUGGCCAACCCAGCUAUCGCAACAGCCCAUCAGUCUUCCCCUGUCGCUGCAGCACCCAACAUGAAAAAUGUCAAGCAGAUGUUACUGGAUUGGUGCAGGGCCAAAACCGAACCAUAUGAGGGGGUGGAAAUCCACAACUUCUCCUCCAGUUGGAGUGAUGGCAUAGCGUUCUGUGCGCUGGUGCACAGGUUCUUCCCAGAUGCAUUUGAGUACUCCAUCCUCAACCCCAACGCACGCAAGGACAACUUUGAGCUGGCCUUCAGCACUGCAGAGAGGCUGGCAGAUUGCCCCCCUCUGCUGGACGUUGAAGACUUGCUCCGGAUGCAUGAGCCUGACUGGAAGUGUGUGUACACAUACAUCCAGGAGUUCUACCGAUGCCUGGUGGAGAAGGGCCUAGUUAAAACUAAAAAGAAACUCUAAAUACACUGUUUCACAAUAUACUUAAAUAUAUGUUGCGUUCACGUGCCAUGGGGAGGGGAUAUAAAAGUUUGCAAUUUGCUGCAGCAGCUUGUAAGCACAUAGCUGGGAUUUUGAUUAUUUGUGUGUGGGUGUCUUUGUAUUGUUUUGUGUGUGCUUACACUUAUCUGUGUAUGUUUUCAGAAGACAGCUGGCAUUUAGGAUCAGUAUAUUCCACUGAGAUUACACAUCUACAUUAAUCUCUGUCAGAGCCAUAGUGAAUCUGUGAAUGGCUUUUUGGGGUGCUGAGGUGCUGAGCCCUGACUAUA